GUGUUGAAAAUAAUUGACAGGCUUAUUAGAGAACCACGCAACAAGACUUCCCACAUGGCUUGGAAGGCUUUCGCGGUUCUGUUGGGACAGAGCUUCCGCUCUGAUUCGAAAUAUUGGCUAAUAAAUUAUCUUUACAUGCUAUGGUUCUGGUUCAGUUUGGUGUACAAUAUUGCUUACCAAGGAUUGUUAGUGAAAGGCCUUCAAACGAAAUACCUGGAGCCUCGUUUUGAUAAAAUAGAAAACGCUAUAAGUUUAGUAGACGGCUACGGGGGAACGAUAAGGCAAAGAAGCGUAUACAAUGGCACUCCUAUAUUUAACAAGUACCAGGUCAAGGAGUUACAUGAAAUGUUUUCAUACCUGUCCCCGAUAUCGAGGGGUAAGCGGUUCCUGAUUCUAACAGUAAAAUUAGUUUUACUGGGGUACACAUCACUGCAGAUUUUUGAGGCAGUUAAUCAUGUACCGAUGACGAUGUCUUUGACUCCAAGGUGGGGAGGUGGUGUGGAAAUAAUCUCAACCCAGACCCGACUGAUAGAAGGCGGUUUCUUUGAAAAAAUUCUUGUCGAUGAGAAACGGGCUAUUGAAAGCAGAGAAUCCAAGUUACGUGUUUCUUCAGAUUUUCAAUCAGGGCAUUUGGAUUUUAAAACGCUCUGCACGUGCUUCUAUGGUUUGGGGAUGAUGAGUGUGGUAUGUUUUGUUAUAUUUUUAAUAGAGCUGCUUUACCAUCGGCUAGUAACACCCGCGAAGGGAAAGCUAAUGCAAGCUUUAGAUAAGCUUCAUGCGGCGUAAGUAUCAAGUGAUUUCUAACUCAUCAGUACCCCUAGUGUAAUUUUAGUCGAUAGCGAAACGUAACGUACGCGUUUGCGUUAAGUCUCAUUUUGUAUGGAUUUUUGA
This is a messenger RNA of Cydia pomonella (codling moth), 891 nucleotides long. RefSeq lists its product as uncharacterized. The record is from RefSeq and is a predicted model, not a curated record. The transcript has a single exon. NCBI's taxonomy places the organism in Eukaryota, Metazoa, Arthropoda, Insecta, Lepidoptera, Tortricidae. The coding region runs from base 55 to 786 and encodes 243 amino acids.